Molecule: messenger RNA, 2113 nt
Organism: Passer domesticus (house sparrow)
Lineage: Eukaryota; Metazoa; Chordata; Aves; Passeriformes; Passeridae
Gene: VSIG1
Product: V-set and immunoglobulin domain containing 1
Exons: 7
Coding region: 530-1525 (331 amino acids)
Biological process (GO): maintenance of gastrointestinal epithelium; epithelial cell morphogenesis
Cellular component (GO): plasma membrane; basolateral plasma membrane
Source: RefSeq, a predicted model, not a curated record
AAAAGCAAAUCUGGCUCCUGCAGGAAGCUGAACAAAAUGUAUGAGAUACAUGCUUUGAAUUGAAAAUGUACUGACAAUGUAUUAUCUACACAUGCCCAUUUUUAAAAGGAAAUUACAGAAUUAGCAGGAAAUAAGGAUUAUUCAUAUUAGGCCUGACCCCAACACCAGUAAUCAGGUUGACUACUAAAUAGCUCCACAAAUACUUUUCUUGUACUCAAGUGGAAGUACUUAGGUAAGCAAAUACUGCAGGGCCUGGCAAAAGUGGGAGAAUUUGGUCUUCUCUGAUUCAAAGGUUUAUUAUUAACAAAACCCUUGUUGCUCAAACCCCACAAAAUGGUUUCAAGUGAGCAGUCACACCACUAGUCGGAGAAAGGCACACAAGUGAUAAAGGAGAAUGAAACAGCUCAUGACGUGUUGAUACACAGCUGAUAAGCAAAACAAAAAACCAACUUCAAAAAAUAAACCAGCUCAGUUUCAGUCCCAGCCAGAAACAAGCAUCUGUUCUCUUUUCUCUCCCAGCAUCAAGAAGAUGUGUGCAACAAUGCUGAAGAUAUUUCCAAUUCUAGCCAUCCUUGCAGGCCACACCAGCGGGGUCGUGGUGACGGUCCCUGAGAAGACAGUGAAUGUCACAACAGGUGGAAAUGCAACUCUGCUCUGCACCUACACCAGUCCUGAACCCCUGGGAAAUUUCUUUAUUCAGUGGAGUUUUUACAGUGCCAAAGAGAGCCAGCUGCAUACCAUCUAUUAUUAUUCAGGAGGCCAGUCUUACUCCUAUGGAGCAUUUAAGAACAGGAUAACAGCCUCAACAAGUCCAGGGAAUGCAUCAAUAACAAUCUCCAACAUGCAGCCCUCAGACACUGGCUCCUACACCUGUGAAGUUUUCAGCCCUCAGGGUGAUGCUGGACAGAGUCAAAAAUCUGUGAUUGUCAAUGUGCUGGUCAAACCAUCAAAACCUUUCUGCAAAGUAGAAGGAACCCCUGAAAAAGGCCAUCUGAUCUACCUCCUAUGCAACUGUGAAGAGGGACUGCCUCGCCCCACCUACCGCUGGUACAAAGUCGAUGAGAACACCCUCAAGCCUGUGACAGAACAACUUGAUCCAAACUCUGGCAUCCUUUACAUUGGCAACCUCACCACCUUUGAAACUGGCUACUACAGGUGCAUAGCCAGCAACCUCCUGGGGAACAGCACCUGUGAGCUUGACCUAACAGCAAAACAUUCAGAUGGUGGUGUUGUUGCUGGAGCACUGAUUGGAGCAAUUCUGGCAGCUGCUAUAAUCUGCAUUAUUGUCUGGGUCUUAACCAAGAAGGCAAAAAAUAGGAAGUCACCAAAUAAUGAGAUGCAAGAAAUGGUUCAGAAACAAUCCAAUGCAGACUAUGUUCAGGUACCCAAUGAAGAAAACAUUCCUGUGACCACAGUUCCACCAAGCAAUGCAACAAAUGAAUACCCAAGUGUUGAUGAACCAGCAGCUCCUGCAACCCCUGAAAAUGACGAGAAGCAAGAAGCAGAAAAAGAAGAAACAGCCUAGAGUUUAUAAUAGAGUUUUCUUUGUCACCUUUGGACCCCUUUGUACAAAAUUGUUGUCAUUGAAUUAACAUAGAAGCAUGACUAAAACUUGUAUUCAAGGUAUUUGUAUUGUGACCCACUGGGGUGGAUCAAAAAGGGUCUGUCACACAGGCACUUUGUGAAUAGAAGAUUUGGCCUUUAAAGUGAACCAAAUUUCUUUUAUUAUAUUGUUAUACUGUGCAAAAAAUUUAAAUAUAAAAAUAGUAUUAUGUACAUCAACCUAUUUUGCAAAACUAAUUAGGAAAUGGGCUGAAGUAUUUAUUGAAGAGCUUUCCAGUCAACUACCAGUAAUGCUGUGUCCACACAGCUCAGAAGCACAGCAGCCUUGUCCAGAAACAGUGUUAGCCAGCCUGCUUCGUGUGCACCAAGAACAGUAAUCAUGGCCAGUACACUGCAGUGUUUCAAGGAACUGAUUUUGCACAUUAGAAGUAAAAAGAAGUUACAUUAAUGUCAUCAGAAUGCUGAAACUUCUGUUAACAUCUUAACAGAUGUUAAGACCUGCGUCAAGGAAAUCUUGCGUGUCUGAGUUCCACCUAAGCUUAAAAAAAAA